CAGAUACACCAUCGGCCCACAAACCGCUCGCAAAAUGGUGUAUUACUACUUACUUUUUAAAUAGUUUCGUUUCUUUCGAUUGGGAGCACUGCUCCCUGCUCCCGGAGCAGUGAUUUUUGGGUACUUCUUGAGUCAGGAAGAAAAGUACCGGUGAUUGUAUGAUGAGUGUAGAAAUGCCUGAAAUGGAAAGCAGUUACUAUGGAAACUGUAUCCAUAGUAACCGCUUUCACUUGUGUGUGCAGAAAUUCGGUAGCAACCAUGCAGCUUGGCACAAAUUUAUAAGAAGGUCCGAAAUUUCACCGGAAUCUACCGGAAUUCUAAUAAAUUGUUAUGUUGCAAGCUUUUUUGUAGCUGGAUCGCCAAGCUGUUUCUGAAAUCUGUUCGUUUCAAGUCUGAAAUUUGCAUAACCGUACUCGCGUUAUCGUGGUUUAUGGAUGUUGAAACGUCUACAAUUUCAUCUAGACUCUAUAGUGAAGUUUUCAGUUUACAGAGUUCUCGAGAAUUGUUAAUAUCAAAUUAAUCGAAAAACUUACUGAGACCACCAUAAUAUGUACCUCUGCGCGCCCUAAGAAAUUGUUGUCCUAUCAUCAAUUAUUAGCCUUGUCGUAACUGAAUACAAUAUUUAAAAGGUGUGCAUGUAUAUGGCCACCUAGAAUUCGCAGAAUAUUGUACGAGACUUCAGUUCAGACUCUUCCUUCACCACAUCUGCUUAUUUAAUUUCAUGUGACUGUGACCUUGAUUCCAAUACAGUAAUUUGCAUUGGCUACUAAUCGAAUUUUCCUCUGCCUACAAUUUUCGGGAAGUUUGAGGCAUUAAAAUGGAAGCGUUCAGUGCCGUGCUACCCGAUUUGCAACAACUGGCCUCGCGACAACUCUGGGAAUAUCUCGAAGCAGAAGCCAAGAAGUACCAAACUACGCCAAUGACCGUUUUCGGCUGCUUGUUGGGCUUAGUUGCGACACUUUCUGCCGGAAACGUUUAUCUCCAACCUUUGGGUGAAAACCGCAAAAACUUACGAUACAACUCUGCAUUACAACUUCUGCUAAUUGAUGUACCGUCUUCUGGUCAAACGUCCCAGUUUACUAACAUAUGUGGUGAUGCUAUUUCGCACGUUGAGAAACAACGAAACGUUCAACUGACCUCGUCGCUAUCGGAUAUAAAGAAGCAGAUUCGCGGAACACCGCUGACAAAGUACAAGACGACGUUAGUGCUCAACGAAGCCAACGGCGGUCUUCUGGAACUGGUACGAACAAGCACUGCGGAACUUGUACUGCAAACGAUACGGCGCAGCUGGGAUGCGCGAGACUUCGAACUCCUUUUUGGCUACCAGAAACUCUGUAUCGAUCUGCGUGAGCCGUGUGCAUCCCUUGUCGCAACUGCAAAUCCGGACACCUGCAGUCGAUUCUUGAAAAAGUUGUCUAAGCCGUUAAACUAUUAUGGCUCCGAAUUGAAAUAUCUGUUGCUGCCGUCGUCCUCAGCGGUGCAGUCCUCUUCCAGGGCAAUAGACUCGAUGAAUCCGGAUGCAAUCACCACCAAUUUGCCAACUCUGGCGCUUCGGUUUUAUGAUUACAUCAACAUGCACGGACCGUUGACCUUUGUCCUGGAUGACGAAGCGCGGGAAUAUUUUUUUCAGCUUGACCACGACCUGAUAGACGCUAUUAGAGCACGCCGCGUUCUUGCAUUAGUAAAUGUUCAUGCCUUUUCAAAUAACCCAGAGAUCGAAACUAAGAAAACGGAACACCACGCGCUUAAAAAUGCACUAAUGAUUCAUCUUUUGGAAUUUCUGCUUUUUCCAACGCGUGACGACAUCAGUAAGCAAUUACCUGAGCCACAAAUGGCGAUUGGAACCAUUUUAGCCCGCGCCAGUGCCGCCUGGUGCUAUCAGUUGACCCGUGUAGCGGACAGAGUACAAGCAAGGGUACAAGUACAACCAGCAGUACGAGCGCUGCCUUUAACGGCGACAAAGCAGAUCCUCUUGUCUCCCGGCCAGUUUGUUUUUUACCGGCUGUAUUCAUUGACAUACAAAGCCAGCGUUUUAACAGAACAGCAAUUUAAAACAACCAUCGAAGAUCUGGCGAGGCGGGGACUAGGACAGAUAAAGAGCUUAGAAAUUUCAACGGGUGGGCGGUUGGAUAUUGUCCAGUGCUUUUACAAACUACCUGCUUUCAUGUGGUUAACGGACGGUGACGUAGCGCAGGUCAGUCAGGAAAAGUAUGCCGAAGCCUAUGAAUCACCUUCCGGACAGCGCAUGACCACGAAGAAAGCAGAAGAAAUUGCGCACGUAGUAGAGCACUGCUCACGGCACAAUCCCUAUGGAAAAAGCAGGAAUACCACUCGAUAAGCAACUGCAAAAACUGCAAGAUGCAAGUGGAUAACGAACGCAGAUAGAUUCCUAUAAAAGGCAGGACAGCUGUGCGAUUGACGGCGACGAGGUGAUUAGCGGCUAUUUUUUGCGUAUUCGUACGUCAGCAAUAAUUUUUUCGAUAUAAAACAUCAUUUUCGAUAUACUUAGAAAGUACUUAACGUGGUUACAUUUUAUCCGCUUUGUUGUUCAAUUUGAUAUGCGAGACCUGUAGCUGCCCAGAUUAAUUUUUAAAAAUGUGCUACCGAUGUUGCAGUUAAUUUUCCAUUGCAAUCUUGGUGUUUUCACACUGUCAAGUCAGAUUCACGAAUAAAGCCGAGC
This is a messenger RNA of Paramacrobiotus metropolitanus, 2680 nucleotides long. RefSeq lists its product as uncharacterized. The transcript has 3 exons. NCBI's taxonomy places the organism in Eukaryota, Metazoa, Tardigrada, Eutardigrada, Parachela, Macrobiotidae. Bases 818 to 2338 code for a protein of 506 amino acids. The record is from RefSeq and is a predicted model, not a curated record.